CUGCAGGAGCAGCAGCGGCAGCAGGGGGUGGGGUGGGGAGGAUUAGGUGACAGUCCCCUACCCAGCCCGGAACUAACACCUCCGCUUACUCCCUCUCCCAACCUCAACGCUCAGAAUAACCCCGAGGACCGGACGGCGGGAUGGCGGGGGCUCUGCUGGGUGCCCUGCUCCUCCUGGAGCUCCUCGGUGGAGGUGACGGCAAGAACGAAGAGCUACGUCUCUACCACCAUCUUUUCGACAACUAUGACCCAGAACGCCGGCCGGUGAAGGAGCCUGAAGACACUGUCACCGUCACCCUCAAGGUCACCCUGACCAACCUGAUCUCACUAAACGAGAAAGAGGAGACCCUCACCACCAGCGUCUGGAUUGGAGUCGACUGGCAGGAUUACAGACUCAACUUCAGUAAGGACGACUUCGGGGGCAUAGAAACCUUGCGGGUCCCUUCGGAGCUCGUGUGGCUGCCUGAGAUCGUGCUGGAAAACAACAUCGACGGCCAGUUCGGCGUGGCCUACGACGCCAACGUGCUGGUCUACGAGGGCGGCUACCUGAGCUGGCUGCCCCCGGCCAUCUACCGCAGCAGCUGCGCCGUGGAGGUCACCUACUUCCCCUUCGACUGGCAGAACUGCUCGCUCGUCUUCCGCUCGCAGACGUACAACGCCGGAGAGGUGGAGUUCGUCUUCGGCGUGGAUGAGGAGGGCGAGACCAUCAGCAACAUCGACAUCGACACCGAGGCGUACACUGAGAACGGCGAAUGGGCCAUCGAUUUCUGCCCCGGACUGAUCCAUCACCACGGGGGCUCCGCGGACGACCCGGGGGGCAUUGACGUCGUCUACACGCUCAUCAUCCGCCGGAAGCCACUCUUCUACACAAUCAACAUCAUCGUGCCCUGCGUGCUCAUCUCGGGCCUGGUGCUGCUCGCCUACUUCCUGCCGGCGCAGGCCGGCGGCCAGAAGUGCACCGUGUCCAUCAACGUCCUGCUGGCGCAGACCGUCUUCUUGUUCCUGAUCGCCCAGAAAACCCCCGAGACGUCGCUGAGCGUGCCGAUGCUGGGCAGGUACCUCAUCUUCGUCAUGGUGGUCGCCACGAUCAUCGUCGUGAAUUGCGUCAUCGUGCUCAACUUGUCACUGCGGACGCCCACCACGCACGCCGCGUCUCCGCGGCUGCGCCACGUCCUGCUGGAGCUGCUGCCUCGCCUCCUGGGCUCCCGUGCGCCGCCCGAGCCCCCCCGGGCCGCCUCGCCGCCCCGGCGCGCGUCGUCGGUGGGCCUGCUGCUCCGCGCCGAGGAGCUGAUACUGAAAAAGCCGCGGAGCGAGCUCGUGUUUGAGGGGCAGAGGCACCGGCAUGGGCCCUGGACCGCCGCCCUCUGCCAGAGCCUGGGCGCCGCCGCCCCCGAGGUCCGCUGCUGCGUGGACGCCGUGAACUUCGUGGCCGAGAGCACGCGAGACCAGGAGGCCUCCGGCGAGGUGCGGCAGGCACGGGAGGGCGGGGCGGGUGCUGGCUCGGGGGAGGCCCCUUCCCGGCCCCAGCCGGUGCCUGCUCCCUCCCCAGGAGGUGUCCGACUGGGUGCGCAUGGGGAAGGCCCUCGACAACGUCUGCUUCUGGGCCGCCCUGGUGCUCUUCGGCGUGGGGUCCAGCCUCAUCUUUCUGGGGGGCUACUUCAAUCAAGUGCCCGAGCUGCCCUACCCGCCGUGUAUGUAGACGGCUCUUCCACCGCCUCCGGGAGGAAACCGGGCGUGAAAAAACCAAGUUGCGGUCGCUGCCGUAGUGGGAUUCUUUCCCAAUGCCGAUAAUAAACCCGGGCCUUUCCGUCUC
This is a messenger RNA of Acinonyx jubatus (cheetah), 1812 nucleotides long. It is a transcript of the gene CHRNE, whose product is annotated as cholinergic receptor nicotinic epsilon subunit. The transcript has 11 exons. Gene Ontology annotation, molecular function: acetylcholine-gated monoatomic cation-selective channel activity; transmembrane signaling receptor activity. NCBI's taxonomy places the organism in Eukaryota, Metazoa, Chordata, Mammalia, Carnivora, Felidae. Gene Ontology annotation, biological process: nervous system process; signal transduction; regulation of membrane potential. Bases 141 to 1790 code for a protein of 549 amino acids. Gene Ontology annotation, cellular component: synapse; postsynaptic membrane; neuron projection. The record is from RefSeq and is a predicted model, not a curated record.